Molecule: messenger RNA, 429 nt
Organism: Beauveria bassiana ARSEF 2860
Lineage: Eukaryota; Fungi; Ascomycota; Sordariomycetes; Hypocreales; Cordycipitaceae
Exons: 1
Coding region: 1-429 (142 amino acids)
Source: RefSeq, a predicted model, not a curated record
AUGAAGACUGAAUCGUGCAAAACCGUUGUUGGACUCGUACUCCUUGUCGUGCAGGUCCUGACCUCGCCCCUCGAGCAGCAGCAUCCUAGAGCCGUAAUGGAGCCGCAGGCGGCCUGUGAGCAGGGCCAAUGCCCUGACAGCCGGUUCGGCCUCGAUCUGCUGAGCGAGAAGUCGACCUUCAGCUGGAACUACAAGCUCAGAUGGAGAGUUCACUGUGGCUGCUCCACGCAUGUUUCCUCAGAGGACGGAUGUGCUGUCGUAACCGCCUGUGGCGUGAGUCAUCGCGUGUGCCUCGACUGGCGCAGCCGCCGCGGGCACUGGAUCGACGGCAAUGGCUCCAAAACUUGCUACUCUAUUGACCAUCAAUACGUUUGCGCCCGUGAAAAGUGGCAGGCAUGGCCGUCGGCCGAGGUUGAGUGUACCUGGUAG